CUUUUCUAUACACUUACAAUUAACAUAAAUAAACCGAUAUUUCGCGUGGUUCUAAGUUAACACCUUACCUAACAGACAUUUCGAUGUCAGUGGUCUUUGAUUGUUAACCGUUUAUCCAUAAUUUAAUAAUGAUAUUUAACUGAUUACUCGUUUCAAUAUUUACUUACUAUUAAGUUAAAAAGCGAUAAUACUUAUCGUUCCAUCUGCAAGCGAUAGGUAAGGUGUUAACAGCAUCUACAAUUGGUAAGCUGAAAGCAACGGAAGAUCGUGAAAGAAUAGAUCGUUGUCAGGUUCAUACAGAGUCCUUACAAGAAUUACAUUUUCAGGUACACAAGUACGAUCACGUUGGAGAGGGCCGCAACGUUAGAAAUGCGUUAAUGUAAACCAAGAUUUCCUCCCAAGCCCUGUUCCUUCCUCCAUUGGGCUAAUCGGAUAGCGUACCAUGCCUGGAACACGUAAAUGAAAUUAGAUAAAACAUCAAUUAACUUGACUCGCCGGACGGUGAAAAUAUAAAAUGUUUAUUUUCUAGAAAAAGUACCUCAACGUCGGCUUCGGAGAGUCCUGUCUCGGCUGCCAACAGGACGAUAUCCGCUGUGUGAGGUGCCCUCGGCCAUCUGUUAAAUUGUUCUUGAAGAACAGCUUCCUGAUCAGCCGUCAAACGAAUUACACGAAUAUCGUCUGCUCUGCUGGGAUACUGCGGCGAGGCUGACCUCAGCAUUCUGCCUGCGAACAGAGAAUUUAACAUUGAUUAAGUAGAGUAAAACUCUAUUUGUCAAAACGCGUAGGGGACACGAUGAUUCGGAUAACUAGGAUGUAUGGAUAAUAGGUACUUCAUUGAUGAAUCAAUUCGGGCAAGAAAUUUAUCUAUUUUAUUUCACAGUUUGCUCGAAGUGUUAUAGAAAUAGACGCGGUUGCUCGACGAUGCGAGUCGAAGGAAAUAAAAACUAAUCGGAACAAAGUUUUAUGGAAUACGUUGGAUAAGGAAGGGAGUCCAGGUGUACGGCUCUGCAGUUGAGAAAAACCGUGACAAUUAUCGCGACAAAAGGCACGUGAAUCAGCGUUACGCGUCACGAAUACGUGUCUCGAAUAUUUCCUUUUACGGAGAACAAACGUGCUCUGAUCCACGCUAAAGGCGCGAUAAACGUCUGCCCGGUAAAUUGACAUUCGUUACGUAAGCGAAUCUCGCAUUAUCACUUGGAUCGUUUGAUAUAUUGCGAAGGCGUAGAAAUCGUAAUAGUUACAUAAUAAAUGAAUACAAUAACUUCCCAAAAAGAUUAUGCGAAGGUCAACACAAUACACGUGACUGAACUUCUUUAUUAUCGAGUAUAACACUGCGACAACUGACAAUGAGUCCAAGUCCCGUGCGUCGCCGACCUUCCGGACGGAUUCUUGGUAUCUAGAAGGGAGCAUCCCUCUCAGCGUUUCACUCCAAUUCCUAAUAAUGUACUAGCCUUAUCGAGCCCUACGAAAUUUCAAUUCAAACAGUAUCAGUUUCUUACAAAAUUUGGAACGACUAUAAGAACUCACGUUAAACUGAAUUACUUGGAAAGACUUUAUAUUUCACAUGAAGCAGUCAAGAAAAGGGAAAUGCGUAUGGCAAUAAUAAUGGAUAUGAAUGUAUACAAUUGAAUUUCGAUCUCUUGAAUUUUCUUGGCAACACGCAGCUGACGUAGAAGCGAAAGGGUGCUCGAUGGCAGGUAGUUAAGCGAUUACAGUUAAAUAAAAUAUGAGUCGCCGGGUACAAUGUCGUGACAGAAAAAGAGCAAUGAGAUCAACAGACUAUUUCUCGAUCUGUUCAAACAUUUUACAAGAAUGAAGACAACGAAGAACGAGGAUAUUGCUUACGCGAUGAUACCGUUCAAAAUUCUAUCAUGGCCUGUGGGCACUUGGCCUCUCCAGACUUAUAACCGGUUCGCCUUUAUACGUUUCAUCGUAACAAUCGGUAUCUUGUUAUUAAUGCAACUGAUACUCAACUCGGAAGUGUGUUUAAACCCGAGCAACGCUGAAACAAAUCUUGAUGCCCUAAUGUUAAUCGUCUGCGGCAAUUUAGCGCUAUCAAAAGUGAUGAGUUUCCGUGUUCAUUCGGCGAAACUGAUUUUCAAUUUCAUGUCGGCUGUGAAGGAUUAUGACGAACUAAAUGAGGAAAAGAAACGAAUGAUAAUGCGACGACACGCUUACAUGGGCAGAGUAACGUUUGUUUGCGUGAUGCUGUUCGGCAAUGUUUGCGCUGCAAUCCUCACCGCUGUGCCUGUAUUGUUAAAAGACAAUAAGGACAUCAAUAUGACUGUUGAAGACAUAUUACAAUUUCCUGUUCCUUCUGAACAUAUUGUAUUGUUGUUGAAAAUACCAGAGAAUCUUUACUUUCUGGUCUUUCUUGUGGAGUACACGAUGAUGCUGUUCACCCUCGCAGGGAACCUUGGCAGUGAUUUAUUGUUUUUUGGGAUCGUCUUUCACCUGUGCGGUCAAGCGGAGAUACUUAAAAUGCAAUUUAACAGGUUGGUUAACGAUGAUGGUAAAACUACAGAGAGUUUCCGUUUACUGAUCGAAAGGCAUGGUUAUCUACUGAAACUGAGCAAGAUGCUGAACGACGCGAUCAGCUCGGUUUUGAUUAUACAAUUGUUAGCCAGCUGUGUGUUGAUUUGUACAUGCGGAUUUCAGUUCAUUAUCGCUUUGAACACCAGGAAUGCCGUGAUGGUGGUAAAAGCUUUCGUCACACUAGCCACUUUGAUGAUCCAAUUGUUCUCGUACAGUUACGUAGGUAAUUACUUGAAGUCGCAAAUGGAUGGCAUCGGGUAUUCUUUGUACAGUUGCAGCUGGUACGGCCUUCCGACAAAUAUAGCCAAGAACAUUAUUUUUGUCAUACAAAAAGCUCAGGUUCCGGUUUACCUAACGGCUGGGAGGUUCUUCGUGAUCAAUUUAGAAACUUACACGAGCAUUUUAAAGACAUCGAUGUCGUACCUUUCGGUUCUUCGCGUAAUGAUAAACACUUGACUCUUCUGUAUUAGCUAUCGUACGUCCAGUUUAGAAGUAACUCGAUUGAAGAAAAUACUUGAUAGAUAAUACAUAAACGUUGGGGUUUAUAUAAAGUUUAAUAAAGCAAGUGUUGUACAGUCACGUACUGUUAAAAUUAUUUGUCUUCUAUACAGGGUAUUCGACAACAGGUGGGAGAUUUUUUGAGAGGUGAUCCUGGGGAUUAAAACAAGAUGAAAAUCAAA
Osmia lignaria (orchard mason bee) is the source of this 3215-nucleotide messenger RNA. RefSeq names its product odorant receptor 4-like. The record is from RefSeq and is a predicted model, not a curated record. Gene Ontology annotation, biological process: sensory perception of smell; detection of chemical stimulus involved in sensory perception of smell. Gene Ontology annotation, molecular function: odorant binding; olfactory receptor activity. Lineage: Eukaryota; Metazoa; Arthropoda; Insecta; Hymenoptera; Megachilidae. Gene Ontology annotation, cellular component: plasma membrane.